Molecule: messenger RNA, 1668 nt
Organism: Eupeodes corollae
Lineage: Eukaryota; Metazoa; Arthropoda; Insecta; Diptera; Syrphidae
Product: actin-5, muscle-specific
Exons: 3
Coding region: 180-1310 (376 amino acids)
Biological process (GO): mitotic cytokinesis
Source: RefSeq, a predicted model, not a curated record
ACAACAAAAGAAAAUAAUGACAUAGAAUCAAAUUGCAUAUAAUUAUUGCAGACAAGUAGCUAGAGUGACAUUGUCAAAUAAUUUAUUUAAAAGACAGCAAACGGACCACAAUCAAAUCACUCUAGUCGCUACCCUCACGGAAUUCACAAGAAGUACGUUAAUCUCAAAAAACCGACAAAAUGUGUGACGAUGAAGCAUCAGCUCUGGUUGUGGACAAUGGCUCCGGUAUGUGCAAGGCUGGCUUCGCCGGUGACGAUGCGCCACGUGCUGUCUUCCCAUCGAUUGUUGGCCGCCCCAGGCAUCAAGGUGUGAUGGUGGGUAUGGGUCAAAAGGAUUCCUAUGUUGGGGAUGAGGCUCAGAGCAAACGUGGUAUUUUGACUUUGAAAUACCCCAUCGAGCACGGUAUCAUCACAAACUGGGAUGACAUGGAGAAGGUUUGGCAUCACACAUUCUACAAUGAACUUCGUGUUGCUCCAGAAGAGCAUCCAGUUCUAUUGACUGAAGCUCCUUUGAACCCAAAAGCCAAUCGCGAGAAGAUGACUCAAAUUAUGUUUGAGACAUUCAAUUCACCCGCCAUGUAUGUUGCCAUUCAGGCAGUGCUCUCAUUGUACGCUUCCGGUCGUACCACUGGUAUUGUCUUGGACUCUGGUGAUGGUGUCUCCCACACUGUACCCAUCUAUGAAGGUUAUGCCUUGCCUCAUGCUAUCCUCCGUUUGGAUUUGGCUGGUCGUGAUUUGACUGACUACUUGAUGAAGAUCCUCACCGAGAGAGGUUACUCCUUCACAACCACCGCUGAGCGGGAAAUCGUCAGAGACAUCAAGGAGAAGCUCUGCUACGUCGCUCUGGACUUUGAGCAAGAAAUGGCUACUGCUGCUGCUUCAACCUCGUUGGAGAAGUCAUACGAAUUGCCUGAUGGUCAAGUUAUUACCAUCGGCAACGAACGCUUCCGCACACCAGAAGCCCUCUUCCAGCCUUCGUUCUUGGGAAUGGAAUCGUGCGGUAUCCACGAGACUGUCUAUCAAUCCAUCAUGAAGUGCGAUGUGGACAUCAGGAAGGACUUGUACGCCAACAAUGUUCUCUCCGGCGGUACCACCAUGUAUCCAGGUAUUGCUGAUCGUAUGCAAAAGGAAAUCACUGCCUUGGCCCCAUCAACCAUCAAGAUCAAGAUCAUUGCACCACCAGAACGUAAAUACUCCGUCUGGAUCGGUGGUUCCAUCUUGGCAUCUUUGUCCACCUUCCAACAGAUGUGGAUUUCCAAGCAGGAAUACGAUGAAUCCGGCCCAGGAAUCGUCCAUCGUAAAUGCUUCUAAGCUUCAGCUCCUUUACACCAUAGCUUUCUUAGCAGCUUUAUGCAAGGAAAAUAAGACCAUCCUAAGCUGCGCGAGUCUGUUGUUUGUGCUCGACAUCGACAAAAACAAGCAAAAUUUCUAAUUUAAAAAAGACAACGAAAACAGGAACCAACAUUUUUACAAUGGAACAUUUAUAUAAACAUCAUCACGCGAAUCACUCCUUCUAUCUUUUUGUUUGUUUUUUUAUUUCCUAGGCUAACAGUUGUGUAUCUAAAAAACCAAAAAACAUGUUCGUUUAGUAUUCUUCUUUAUUUUGUUUGAGCGAAAAUUAUAUUUGUGGGUCAAUAAAAUUUAUCAAAAAAGGAAAAAGCCAUAAGAA